GUGGAAAGCACGAAGUCCCGACUUCUUUGCCUUUCUCAGUUUUCUCUUUUUGCUGAAGGAGUGCCGUCGAGUGCGGGAACAAAGACAUUUUCGCGUUCCUGAGGCACUUUUUUUUUCACCAGGUCUCGAACUCUUUGUGGGGCUGAGUUUCUCCCGUCGCACAAAUCGAUUGUGUCUCUCCCGUCUCCUCCCUCUCUUUCUUCAACCUUUUGAUUUUUCUUUUCUCCACAAUGGGGAAACGGGCAGGCGAAGAGAAAACACAGGAGGAGGAAGCGAUGGAGGCUUCUUCGGCCUUCAGCGCACCGCGAGAAGUCGAGGUCGAGAGAGAAAGAAAGAGAAAGACGAAGAAUGGCGCAGAGCAGCUCGAUGAGGAAGAAGAAGCUUUGGACUUCGAGGAUCCCUAUGAAGACGAAUACGACGAAGAAGAUCGGCUGGCUGCCCAGAUGAAAGCAGGAGCCUCUUCCGACAGCGACGCUGAGUCGGAGGUCGAGGACGAGGGAGACGACGAGCAAGGGAAGGAGGAAGAGAAAGUCGUGACGCGCGCGUGGAGGCCAGGAAUCGACACCCUCGCAGAAGGUGAAGAGCUCGACUUUGACCCCUCUGCGUACGAGAUGCUGCACCGCGCCACUAUGGAAUGGUCUUGCCUCUCUUUCGACAUUCUUCGUGAGCCCCAUGGAGCUCUCCGGACGAAGCCUCCGCACACGGCGUACGUCGUCGGCGGCACUCAGGCUGAAACGUCGAAGGGCAACCGGCUCUUCAUCAUGAAGUGGAGUGACUUACACAAGACAAACCAGGACGCGCGCGACAGCGACGAUGAGUCCAGCGACGAAAGCGACGACGAAGGAUCUGACGAAGACCCGAAACUGGAUUUCCGCAUUAUCGCACACCAGGGCACUGUCAACCGUGUCCGGUGCUGCCCACAGAUGAACCGACUCGUGGCAACGUGGUCUGACCUGGGCGAGGUGAACGUGUGGGAUAUCGACAAGCAGGUCAAGCGUCUGGACGACCCUGGCGCAGCUGGUCCGCCGCCGACGCCUCACCAGCCCCCCAAGUUCACCUACAAGGACCACGGAGUCGAGGGCUACGCGCUCGAUUGGAAUCCGGUCCAUACUGGCAAAAUGCUAUCGGGAGAUGUAGAGGGCUGCGUGUGCCUCUGGGAGCCGCAGGAGGGCGGCUGGGCCGUCUCGAAAAUCAUGCAUGCUUCGAAAAAGAAAAAGAAGGCCGCGCCGGUGCGGUUCUCUGGAGUCUCAGAAGGAGCAUCCGUCGAAGAAACUCAGUGGAAACUUGGCGGAAGUGGAGCUGGCGACGUCUUCGCCACAGCCUCCAAUGAUGGAGGAAUUCGAAUCUACGACACGAGAAGCAGCACGGCGGGACCGGCACUCGCUCUGCUCCACGCCCACACCUCCGAUGUGAAUGCACUUCGAUGGUCUCCCGUUCACCACGAUCUUCUUCUCUCAGGAGACGAGGACGGAUGCGUAAAAGUAUGGGACGAACGAUAUGGAGAGGUGCCUCUUGUCGUCAUGCAGUGGCACAAGAAACCGAUUACGUCGGUGGACUGGCAUCCGACCGACGAGGCGACUUUCGCGACUUCGUCGCUCGACGACAGCGUUGCCCUGUGGGACAUGUCUGUCGAAAUCGACGAAGACGCUGAAGAGCGAGAUCGAGGGGCGAAGCAAAUGGAGGCGGAGAAGAAUGACGACAAGAUGCCCGAGCAGCUCAUGUUCGUCCACAUGGGCCAGGAGCACAUUUCCGAGAUCAAAUUCCACCCUCAAAUUCCCGGCGUUGUCAUUUCCACUGCAUGCGAUGGCUUCAACUUCUUCAAGACCUGCAACAUCUAACUUUCUUCGCCCGUCGCGGACGGGCAACUGUCCGUCGUACCUCGUCACGAGACUGUUCUCUAGGUCUUGCGUGUAUGUCUAGAUAUGCAUGAGGACAUUGAGUGCAACGUUUUUAUCUAAGCGUGCGAGUGCGGAUUUCAGAAACGCUCUAUCUCGCUCCUGUCUGGACUUGAAAGAUACGGAAUUCGUUUUGCCCAUCGG
Toxoplasma gondii ME49 is the source of this 2039-nucleotide messenger RNA. Its product is annotated as WD domain, G-beta repeat-containing protein. Lineage: Eukaryota; Apicomplexa; Conoidasida; Eucoccidiorida; Sarcocystidae. Gene Ontology annotation, molecular function: protein binding. Bases 231 to 1838 code for a protein of 535 amino acids. The record is from RefSeq and is a predicted model, not a curated record. The transcript has 13 exons.